This is a messenger RNA of Polychytrium aggregatum, 2331 nucleotides long. RefSeq lists its product as uncharacterized. NCBI's taxonomy places the organism in Eukaryota, Fungi, Chytridiomycota, Chytridiomycetes, Polychytriales. The transcript is spliced from 4 exons. The coding region runs from base 51 to 2129 and encodes 692 amino acids. The record is from RefSeq and is a predicted model, not a curated record. Gene Ontology annotation, molecular function: protein binding.
GCGACUUCCAUUCCAUUCCCCGUUUGACUCUUCCACAUCAUCCACACACCAUGGCCGCCAAUAUCCAUAUCUCCCCCGACAUGGCUCGCCUUGCCAUCGACGACCACAGCCCAGAUAUCUUCACCAUCGUCUGUUUCAACGACAGCUUCCAGCUUGCCCUCGAUCACAGCACCAUCAGAACCCUCCUCCAAGUGUGCCAUCGAGCCCGUCCCCUCCUGAGCCCCAAACUGGCCAGCUUCCACACCUGGUGCCAGAAUGCAGGAAUAUGCUAUCCAGACGGACAGAUAACGAUCGGCCUCACACCCAGCGACCAGAUCGCCCUCUCGCUGCAUUGCAGGGGUCAAAGCACAGCCGAUCGAACCUGGAUCAUCGCUCAGGCAGCCCAAGGCAAUGCUGCAGCCUCGUUCUUCCUGGCCCGCAUCCUCCAAGUCGAUCUCGAUAGCGACCGCAUUGACAAAUCCGAGCAGAAACUCAAGCAACGACAGAUUUGCGACUCUCUGACACAAGCCGCCAACGCGGAUCACCUCAUGGCACAGUUCCAUCUGGCCGAGUGGUAUCAAGGCGUCGGGGUCGACCAGAAUGACACCAAGGCCGUCGAGCUAUAUCGCGAUAUUGCGGGUCGUGGGUUUGUACCGGCCCAAAUUGCCCUCGGUCGUUGCUACGAGGGCGGAGAAGGCGUCAAGCAGGACUUCAACAUGGCGAUCGAGUGGUAUUCCAGAGCUGCCGACCAGGGCAGCGACGACGGCCGGCUUCAUAUUGUAUUCCUCUGGGGUUGGUUUUCAUUCAUCGGCCACAGUGUCAGACAAUGUGAUGCCGAUGCCCUCAGGCACUGGCAGGAGGUCAGCAUCCAGUCCACCAAUCUAAACAUCAAGCCCAUCGCCACGCACAUGGUCGGGUGGAUGCACUAUCUCGGCCGGGGUACCGCCCAAGACAAACCGAAAGGGGUCAAGAUCAUUCGCGAGAACAAGUCGAAGGAAUUCCCGAUCGGGGAUCAAGAGACUUUGAUCGGAUGGAACUACUCAAAGGGGCUCCAGUUGUUCUUGAAAGCCGCCGACGCGGGCGAUUCGUAUGCCCAGCACAUGGCUGGCGUAUGCCUUCACUACGGAUUCGGAGCUGCCCAGAACCACAAAAAGGCAGUCAGGUGGCUCCUCAAGUCCGCCAAGCAGGGCAAUCCGCAAGGGCAACAAUUUCUCGGCUACUGCUAUAUGAACGGCUUGGGCUUCCUCCGGAGUGUCGCUCCAGAAAUCUGGUACGCCGCUGAACAUGCAAGCAAGCGUGGCAAUCUAGCGGGUGCCGCCGCAACCCUGGCCAUCCACUCGACAAAGUUCGUCAAGUGGAACCGCGUGUUCAGUAUUCGACAGGGAGUGCAAAUUCAUACGCUGAUGGGUCUUGCGACGGUGUUUUCGUGCUUUUUCUGCGUGUCAAACUUGGCACAGCUCUUCAGCCCAUGCGCAACCAACUGGACGUGCACGCAGUUCGGAAGCUUCCUCUUUGCCCUGGGCGAUUGCAUCGGCUCGGGUUCCAUCGGAUGGGCCUACGUCUUGAGGCUGAGAGUGAUGACGAUCAACAACAAGCCCACGUAUCCCUGGCUCUUCAUUUUUGGCAUCAUGCCGAUCGUCUACGGCGUCAACGACCUCUACUUCCUCCUCAUGAUCUAUGGGAUCACCUCGUGGGAAGUGUCGACGUACUAUCAGUUUGUCUUCAACAUGGCGCUCGAGGCCAACUUGAUCUGUUUGCACGGCCUGAUGAUGUACCGCCUCCACCAACUCAACAACUCGGUCAAGCUCUUCCAGCGCUCUGCAGGCGGGGCCAGUACCGCCAACGCCGCCAACGCCGCCAAUCGAAAGCCCAACCGUAACGCCGAAUUCCAGGGCGCUCAGCAGGAGGGCAAGGCCUUGAUUGCAGUCAUCGCGAUUGAGCUCGUGACUUAUCUUGCCUCCCUGGUCUUCUCCAUGAACGAUCCCACUCAAACAAUCGGAAAUGCUAUCGCGACGUUCAUUUGGGUCUUUGACAUCUAUCUGUUCUGCGUCGUCAACACUUUUAUCGCCAAGCUUCUCAAGUUUUCAUCUGGACGCUCAACCAGCGACUCGACCCACGUCGCUUCGGUCCAGGGCAGCAGCAUGGCCUGAGUCCACAUCGAGCGCGGAUGGUACAUACAUCAGGACUGGUCGUUUAAGGAAUCAACAUAGGAAGUGGAUGGGUUGCCUGCACGAUACAUGAUGGGGGGCCUCUUGGAAUGAACCGCCUCACAAUGAAGUGCAGCUGUUGACCGAGCCAGAGGGUGAUGGUGCAUGGAGUAUGCUUCUCGAUGGUGGACCCAUCCGUUCUCGC